GAUGGAUCAGUCAUUGGGUAUAAAUGAAAGUAAAUACAUGGAUGAAGCAUUCUACUUUCCAUUUGAGAUGAGCAUGCCAGACUGCUGUGGUAAUUCGAUGACCUCGAAUCAAGUGUCCAAUACGACAGCCGCUCUAGGAUUACCUUUUGACAUAGUAUGUGAGCGUCUUGAGUGUUGCCAUGAAGAUGACACAGGUUGUUGUACGUCUGAUGAUAGCAACUGUACAUCUGAAUCAGUAUUCAUUUGCAAAAAUAUUAACGGAAGUUAUGAAAAGAUGUCGAAACCAUGUAACAUUGACAAUCGUUCAUGUCCAGAUCAAUGGAGUACUUGGGAAGAUUUUGGAGAAUGUUCAGUUACAUGUGGAGAAGGAAAGCAGUCUCAGACCAGAAAGCGUUUCUUACCUUGCGCUAAAAUAGAUGAAACCGUCAUCCAAAACAAUGUCUGUGUUAAAACCAAAUGUCCAGUUUACAAAUGGGAUUACCUUCAAUCGAUGAACCUAUCAAUAGAGGAAAAGAAAGAAAUGAUGAAAGGUGAACUGGUUGAACUCAAGGCAAACCUGACCAUCGACACAAAGAAUACAUCGGCUGCAAUAAGACGUAGAACAUCAGCACCUGACAACAGGCCGUCUGCUUCUUCAGUUGGUUAUCUCGCAAUAUUACUUCUAGUAAUACCGUUGGUUCUUAUAGUUUGUUUAGAUUCCAUCAGAUGCGUUCAGAAAAAAAAGAAAUAUAAGAAGAAGCGAAUUUGCCCAAGUCACAGAGAAAUGCUUGAAGAACAGACAGUUACGGAACUUAAAACAGAAUAAAAUAGAAAUAGACCAAACAUGCAGUAUGACUAAAUAAGUGUGGAAGACUGAAAAGAAACAUA
Messenger RNA from Mytilus trossulus (common blue mussel), 867 nucleotides. RefSeq lists its product as uncharacterized. The transcript has 4 exons. Lineage: Eukaryota; Metazoa; Mollusca; Bivalvia; Mytilida; Mytilidae. Bases 2 to 805 code for a protein of 267 amino acids. The record is from RefSeq and is a predicted model, not a curated record.